UCGAGCACGGUUCAUUCUUCGGGACUGGGGGACACCACAGGUUGCAAUCGUCCUCGGAUGAAGCAAUCGUGUACCCUCAGUUCCUGGAAGGAAGGUCAGACAGCGGUGCAAGAGUAUUGAAACUCAACAAUGAACUCACUUUGCACCUUGAACAAAGGUCUGCGUUCGAUAACCACCUACUUAUAAGGACGAUGGGGGAAGAUAAUACAGUCAUCGAAAGGCUUGUGGAUACGGCAGAGAUCAACAACAAACUUUUCCAAGAUCCAUAUCGCAUGGCUUCGGCAGUAAUCUCUGAAGAAGACGGACUCCAUGUGAAUGGCAUCAUCGGCGAUGAGCUACGCAUCCGCCCUCUGUUGACGAUGGAACGCACUGCAGAAGGCCACGUUCCUCAUGUACUGCACCGUGCGGAAACCUUGAGGUCUGAAGCUGCCACGCACGACUACGUUUUCAUGCCUCGCUCAGACUACGCAAGUCAGCAGCGUGACCGCAUCCUCAUUGAAGGACGCAACAUCACCAAAAUCGAGCCGGAAAUACAUGUUGUCAUGGACGCUGUGUACUACCAGCAGUUCGAUUACAAAGAUAGCGACAUUAUUGCGUACUAUGGAGCCGUUCUUAAUUCUAUAAACCUUCGAUAUGAAACCAUCCAAGACCCGAAAGUGACCAUAAAGAUCACUGGCUUCACUUUCAAUACGAAAGCCGCGGAUGACAAGUACAUUUCAACUUCCGCCAGAUACGGCUAUACCGAUAUGCAAGCCACUUUGGCAAGGUUCACGUCGACUUACAGGACCUAUGACCACUAUCACCUCUUUCACAAAACGGACAGCUUGGUACUAGUCACGGGGAGGGAUAUGUGCACCGUGCAUGGGCGACGUCUGUCUUGUGGCACCGCUGGAUUGGCCUAUAUAUCGGGCUCAUGCACAGACUUCCGGACGUCCGUAGUUGAAGACAAGCCGUGGUCGUACGACGCUGUUCGCAACAUGGCACACGAAUUAGCGCACAACUUGGGAUGCGUUCAUGAUGGCAAUGGUCCAGACGGCAGCGUCAAGAACCACCCCGGUGCCGAGGAGUGCCCAUGGGGGGAUGGUUACAUCAUGAGCUAUGUACAGAACAGCACCAACGAGUUCCACUUCUCUAAGUGCUGUGCGAGACAGAUUAAGCAUGUCGCUAACCUACCCGAUCGUGCAUGUCUGCACACGAACAACACCGGGUACGCAAGGCCAGCAACAGAGUACCUGCCUGGCACAAAUAUGUCUUUGGAUGAGCUGUGUAGGAAAGCGUUUCGCUACGUCAAUAAGGAAUUCAUUUUCGACAAGAAUAAACCACGCUUUGGGUGUAAAGUACCGUGCCGGACCCCCGCACCUCCUGGGUGGCCAUAUUACACUGGGUUGGCGGCCGGCCUGGACGGGACACCCUGUGAGGGAGAUAACAUGAUAUGCAUACGCGGUGAAUGCGCACCGGCUCCCGCACCCAAAAAGAAGGAGGAAAAGAAGGAAAAGGCGAAUACGGAAAAGCUGAAGGCACCGAGGACACCGAAGAAAACAAAGAAACCGAAGACUACACCCUACAAAACAAGAGCUACGCCCUAUUAAAAAUCCUACCGGAAUUCUCACAAGAAACAUCUCACAGCAUCCUGAGAGAAAUUCUGUGGGAUUAUUGCCCAAAUUCUUACGGGUUUUCUCAUGGAAUUUCUCACCGGAUCUCUAUGAGAACUCAUAAAGUUUCUCUUAAGAGUUUCUCAUAGACAUUCUUAUAGCUUGUUUCUCACAAGACUCAGUCCAAAUAUUCUUAUAAGAUUUGCAGAAGACAGUAAAGAAAUGAUGUUCUGUGACAAUUUGUGAUAAUCUGUGUAGUCUUAAUUCCGUAAAAACAUUAAAAAAAAUCGUCUACAAAUGAAGAUAGUCAUGCAUCCAGAUUAGGCAUGCAUUUUGGGUCACCAUACAAACGCGAUUUUCAAAGAGCAUAAAGCAUAAUUUGACUUGCAGAGCAAGAAAGUUGAAAAAAGAAAUGCAAUACAAAUACACAAUCGAGCAAGACCUAAACAAAUACAGUAUGAAUUCAUAAAAGCAUGCACAGCACAUAAAUUGCAAGACAAGAAAUGUCAUUCUGUAUAAUUCGUAAGUGUUUGACGUACUUUCCCAAUCUCCCACUCCUACCAAAAAAUGAAGAGAAGUGGAAGAUAUUACACUGGUAAACAAAUACGAUAUUUGAUGGUUUGCUGGUGGAUAUAUAAUUUUCUCUAGCGGGAGAUCAACAAUAUUCUAAAUACGCCAUUUUGGAAGCUUCAGUACAGUACUUCCGAUAUAAACGUACCCUUACCGUUUAUAUACCUCAAUAAUUUAAAAAUUUGGACGUUAGACCGAACACCUCACGCAAUACAGUAACUGACUACAGUUGACGCGAUGCAUGGACGGAUUCGGCGGCCAGUCGAAACAAUGGGAGCAAAUGGUCUACUGAAAGAACUUUUCGCACUUCAAAACACGAGGUAUGAGUAUAUUUUCUUCCAGUCGCAAUAAGGUCACUCUCGGUUUCUGCACAAAAGUAGAUAAAGCUGUAAACCUCUACAAGGAGCUUGUACUCAAUUACACAAAUGCAAUGCCCUCUAGAAAUGCGUACUCCUGAGGAGCAGUCACCAUGUCGAAUGAGAUAACUGAGCUCACCUCCACGCAUUUUUACUCCUGCCCUGUUCCAGCCACGCUGCCGCCCUCUGCAUACCAAAACGCCAGUUUAAUGUUCCUGUUGAGGCCUUCCUAUGUCGUUGUCGCAGAUUCCGUGAUAAACUUGCGUGAAGUAUCGCUUCCAUGCCGUUUUCGAUGUAGUUUACGUUGACGCACAUUGAGUAUUCGCAGCACACUCCUGCACCGUUCACUACAUGGGUUUGAAUGGCGGCGCCAAACGGUCAAACCACGAACACCACGAACGCCGUGGUCUACUAGAUCAUCUUUCGUUGAUGCACGGGGCCAGCCCGAGAGUCUGAAGCACAGUAAAGAGCUUUAGUAGAGAGAGAAACACGGCGCCAGUCUGUCACAUGACUCAGAUGGGGUUGCUGUGAGAAAUUUUAUGAGAAAGAGUUCUCUUACAGAUCUUGCCGCGAGAGAUCUUACGGAGUUCUGCAUCUCUUCUCACAAAAACCAUCCUUGAAAUUCCUUUUAAGAUGCACCACCAGAAGUUCAUUUAAACGAUUUUGUGUGAGAAAAUAUGUUCCCUGUAAGAAUGUCUGUAGGAAUCCACAACCUCUGUGAGAAUUCCUCAAAGAAAGCUCUAAUCUUGUAAGAAAGUUUGUAGGAUUUUUCAAUAGGGCUACAACCAGGAUUACAGUUCC
Messenger RNA from Ornithodoros turicata, 3319 nucleotides. RefSeq names its product venom metalloproteinase antarease TserMP_A-like. The coding region runs from base 192 to 1589 and encodes 465 amino acids. The record is from RefSeq and is a predicted model, not a curated record. NCBI's taxonomy places the organism in Eukaryota, Metazoa, Arthropoda, Arachnida, Ixodida, Argasidae. Gene Ontology annotation, molecular function: metalloendopeptidase activity. The transcript has 14 exons. Gene Ontology annotation, biological process: proteolysis.